This is a messenger RNA of Drosophila ananassae, 1230 nucleotides long. RefSeq names its product mucin-5AC. NCBI's taxonomy places the organism in Eukaryota, Metazoa, Arthropoda, Insecta, Diptera, Drosophilidae. The coding region runs from base 28 to 1194 and encodes 388 amino acids. The transcript is spliced from 3 exons. The record is from RefSeq and is a predicted model, not a curated record. Gene Ontology annotation, molecular function: protein binding.
UCUGCAGAGGUCACAAGUCAUUUUGCGAUGAAAUCGAGACAAGCCACCAAAGCACUAGCCAUGAACUGCCUUAUCCUGGUGACGGUCCUGAGCAUCCUUGAAGGCGCUUGGGGCAAGCUUCCCAUGUCCCAGUCCGCGAUGCCUGACUGGCGGUACAGUGAUCACCACUACACGAGCGCCCAGUAUGCCAAGAUCCUGGGGGAUUCUGGCCUGGGACAGGACAAGGAGGACAACGGCUUGAAUCUGAAUGCUCUGCAGAUCCAAUACGUGGACUAUCAGCCACAUUGCAUGCCCGGUGGCAUUCCGGUUUGUGCCACAAAUGGCACGGACAACUUUUACUUUGAAAACGAAUGCCACUUGGAGGCACAUAACCUGAAGAUGCUGUUUCAACACGGAACUGAACUGGAGCCCACGGAUCUGGAGAGGUGCACUCCACCCUGCCACACCAUUAAGUGCACAAAAGUUAGUCGUCCUGUUUGUGCACUGGCAGAAAUUGUCAACUCGAAGCCCCAAACUUUCGUCAAUGAAUGCGAAAUGAAGAGAUACGGCUGUGAAAGCAAGUUGGUCGUUCGUAUUCUGCACCAAGGUCCUUGCCAAGUUCCCACAACCAGACCCAGGAAGCCAAAGAAUCAGAGACGUCAUAAGCCUCAGCGUCCUGCCAAAAGCCGCAAGGAGAAACCUCAGAAGAUAUAUAUUCUCCUCGCCACCACCACCCCAAAAAGCAAGCCCUUUAGAGCCCAUGGCACCACCAGAAGGACCACCCCUAGAACCCCCAGAAUCACCACUAGCACCACCACCACUAGCACCACCACUCCCAGCCCCAUGAAAUUUCAACAAAUAAUGAACCAGAAACAUCCCAUGGUCUCCGUCUCAAGGGCAGAGAGUGCCUAUAAUGUCUACAACAUACCCGAUGUGGGUCAGGACUAUGAGGAGAUAACUGAUUCCACUCUGUCCAUGUUCUUGCCAGAAGUGGGUCAUGUCACGGCUGGCUAUAGCAGCAGCACCACCACAAGUACUACGAGUACCACUAGCACCACCACAGAGAAUCCUUUGAGAUGGACAACCACCAGAGUGCCCAGCUCUACGGAAGAGUAUAGCACCACGGAGAAGAGCACCACCGAUAUGCCAGAAAUAGAAUCUACGAUCUAUGAAAGCAACACCACCCAGCCAAUGGAAAGCACCACAGGAAAAUAGCGAUAAUUUUUCAUUUAAUAUUUAUUUUACAAGGAU